AUGCCGAUGCGAGCCAAAGAAACUCUGCCCGGCUUCUUGCUGCUUCUACUACUGGCAUCCCCGGCCUGCUCACAAUCUUCGGAGGUCACUCGUGAUUCGGUGACCUGCUCGCUCCACGAGUACCAGGACCUAUUUCGUCGCUCCGAAGUCCGGGACUUCCAGCAGCGGCUGGAGCAGGAGCGGGCCGAGCUGCAAAGAGAACGGGAGGCGCUGGAAGCCAAACUGCAGGAGGCGCGCAGCGUGAACCGUCAGGAGGAGAAGCAGCGCGCGGAGCGGCUCAAGGUUCUGCCCCAGAACUGGCAGCUCCUGAAGCACCGUGCAGAAGGUCAGAGCACCCUGGGAUACAGACCUGAGAGGAGUCUGGCAAGCUACAACUUCACUCUCGAGUUCCGUGUGAUGGAAGACGAAUGGACUGCUAUCCGCUUGAUCGAUGCCCAGACCAUCGUCACAGACUGGUCCAUCCUCCGCCGGCCCGCCUCAAACCCUGAGGCCGAGUUUACCGCUGUCGACCUGGGCAUGGAGACGUUCUUGGCCCUGAGAGACAGGGAGGUGACUUCCGACUUCGAGACGUGGCAAGACCACACGCUGAUCACCAACGUGUCCGGAGUGUACAGGAUUACCUUCCAAGCGCAGGCACAAGUCCGCACCAACCGCCACCUUCACACGCUUCAGCUCAACUUGCUGUACCCCAUCACCGAGACGCGGCUCCGCCUCCUUCACGAAGGCUCGGCGCACAUGAGGGAGCUCUCCGUCGAGCCGCACGCGCACUGGCAGACGGACCAGGGGCAAAACUACACGGACAUCCACCUACAUCUGCCAAGUACACAGACGCUGACUGUGAAGUGGCGUGUGGAACGUGGAGCCGAGAUGCCUACGGAUGCGGAAGCGCCCGAUGGAAAAGCUGCAUCCGGAGGUGCACCUGACGCUGACGAGGGGCAGGUUCAGGCUACUGUCAUACAUGACACCCUCCACUCCGUUGACGAGAGCGUCCUACACAGCCUCCACUCAUUCAAGUAUCUCCUAGACUCGGAGCAGUCCCUGAACAAGAUCGAGAUCCACUUCCCGGGGAAGGCGCGCAUCUCGAGCGUCGUCGCGCACGGCAUGACGAACUGGAAGACGGUUCCCCUGGGCAACGCCUCGAAAGCUGAGGGCAGUGCGGUGCAGGUGUCCUUCAAGAGCUCCGCCAUCUCCAAGGAGGUCGUGGUCCUUGUGACGACAGAGCUGGACUUCAACGUUUCGCAGGAGCAGGUCAAAGUGCCAACGGCGGUUUGCCAGCAUGUCCUGCGCCAGUCCGGGACCUUCGGGAUCGUGAAGCUGGCCAACGUCGAGGUGCACCAGAAAGCAUCCACUGGUGCCGUGCGCAUGGGCGUCGAGCAGGUGCCUACGCACUUGUCGAGCAAAGCUGGCCGGCCCAUCGUCUUGGCCUAUAAGUUCCUUGCGCCGAUCCACGAAGUCCUGCUCUCCGUGAUCCACCACCAGGAGCUCCCCACCCUGGAGGCCCUGGCGGACGCGGUUCUCUACAAGACCCUGGUGGUCGACAACCAGAUCAUGCACAGCAUGCUUCUGACGCUCCAGAACACCCAGAGGCAGUACAUGGAGAUACGAGGAGUCCCCCAAGAGGCCAUGAUUUGGACAACCCGAGUUAACAGCGUCUCCGCCAAGCCGGUCCGGGGCCGAAGCGGAUCACUCCUUGUUCCGCUGAUGGUUGGCAAUGCGGCAGCAGCCGCCUUACAGGCCAAGACUUCGGUGGAGGUCGCCUGGCUCAGCUCCAUGACCCCCCUGGCAGCCAACGGCACGCUCCGCCUGAACCCGCCAAGCGUCGAUGUGCCCAUCGCGGCCCUGAGCAUGGAGGUUUCUUUCCCGGAAGGCUACGACGUGAACUUCACCGGCUCUCUGAAGCAGGUGGAGAGCUUUGCGCAGAAGCAGCCCACGGUGGUGAACCACGAGACGGGGGAUGAGGUGGUUCACAAGGACUUCGACUUCGCAUCCAUGCCUCCACCAUCGAAGACGCAGUCAAAGAACAUGGGCGUGCGGUCGAAGGUGCCGCGCAGUGGUCAGCGCUGGCGGUUCGAGCAGCUGCUGGUCGUUGAUGGGAGCGCACAUCUGGAGCUGGCAUACCAGAUUCCCAAAGAGAACAGCAGCUGGAACACCUACUUCUCAAAGUUUUGGACUGCAUCGUGA
Messenger RNA from Symbiodinium natans, 2181 nucleotides. NCBI's taxonomy places the organism in Eukaryota, Dinophyceae, Suessiales, Symbiodiniaceae. The record is from the annotation of a GenBank genome assembly.